AUGAAAAGGCUCUUCGAGGUGUGUUGGAAGCUUGUGCAUUGCGCUCUUGGAUUUGCCUCCGCUGACAUUUACCUCGCAUCUUCACUAGAUUUUCUGAGCCUAUCCCGCUCAACCAUCGACGAUUCAAUUACACAGCAUUUGAAUGCCUUGAUUACACCCGCCCGAGAGGGGUUCGACCCAUCAUCGACCGCCGUGCGACAAACCGAUUCCAGAAGUCAUAAGGUCACCAACCCCGAAGCUUGCCAGGGCUUCAAGGAGAACGUUUUGUUUGCCUCAUGGCAAACUCGCUCAGAUGUCCUAACUUACUGCGCUGGAGUGGCUACCAGUCCCGAUCCCGAUGAUCCGGACUUGAUUCUGCGAGAGACCGAAUCCGCCCGGGACCGAGAACGAGUUGUCGAUGAACGACUGGACCCAUAUUCGGCUCGUUUCUUCCCUAAGGAACCUCGAACUGAGUCACUGGCUAAUUUGGUUCGCAAUCAGCGCACUGUGGAAGAAAUCAUACGGGCUCGCACAUGGGGGCUAGUAACGGAGAGAUGUGGCGCUGGAUCUUCAUGGGAAGAUGCUCUCAACAGCUGGCGACACAAGCACCAACGAUGA
Molecule: messenger RNA, 597 nt
Organism: Penicillium verhagenii
Lineage: Eukaryota; Fungi; Ascomycota; Eurotiomycetes; Eurotiales; Aspergillaceae
Product: MIX23 family protein
Exons: 1
Coding region: 1-597 (198 amino acids)
Cellular component (GO): mitochondrial intermembrane space; mitochondrion
Source: RefSeq, a predicted model, not a curated record